GGCGGCCCCCGCCGGCGGGCAGCGCCGCUCUAGCUCAGCCUCCAUGGUCGCCCCUCCUCCGUGGUCCUCCGCGUCGCCCCGGUGACGGCGGCGCGGCAAGAUGGCGUCGGCGCUGCGGGCCGGGCGGCGGCUGCGGCGGGCGGUGCAGGGGGCAGAGCUGGCGGGGCUGCCCGCCGGCCUGCGGGCCGAGCUGGAGGCGGCCCUGGCCUCCGAGGGCGCCCUGGUGCCGUUCAGCCUGCUGCGGAGGCUGCACGCCGCGCUGCGGGAGGCAGAGUCCCCGCUGUACCUGCACGAGCUCCUGGAAGGCUGUGAGAUCCACCUGCCCGAGGUGCCGGUGCCGCCGCGGAACCCCGAGCUGGUGGCCCGACUGGAGCGGAUAAAAGCCAAGCUGGCCAACGAGGAGUACCGGCGGAUGACCCGCAACAUCACGUGCCAGGAGAGGAAUGGGACACUGGCCGAGUUUGGAAGGCAAGUUCGCUCCGUUAGGGCUGUUGUCAUCACCGUGUUCAACUUCCUGGUGACAGUGGUGGCCGCCUUUGCCUGUGCCUACCUGGGCAGCCAGUACGUCUUUGCCGAGACGGCGCCGCGUGUCCUCUCAGCUGUGAUUGUGGCCUCGGUGGUUGGCCUGGCCGAGCUGUACGUCAUGGUGCGGACCCUGGAGGGGGACCUUGGGAAGCUGUGACCACACACGGCCCCGGGAGCUCUGGCCUCAUGCUGGAGGCUCUUGCCCUCCCCAGGAGUCAUUCAUUUGGGGCAGGUUUAUCUUCUACCAUCUGCUGUACCUGCUGAUGGGAAGGCUGCUGAAUUCCUCAGGCCUCAUCCUUUGCUUCCUGCUCCUUAAUGUUCCUGAAAUGAAUAAUGGAUUAAAAAUUCCGCAGCUGCAGCACAGGAGAAGGAAGAGCUGUGGCCUCUCACCCCCCGGCACAGAGCGGUGUUGUCUCUGUUCCAUGCUCUGAGGUUGUUGUCCUUUUAUUCUGGAAAUAAAUUAUGUUGCAGGUUUUCAA
Apus apus (common swift) is the source of this 1004-nucleotide messenger RNA. It is a transcript of the gene VMA12, whose product is annotated as transmembrane protein 199. Gene Ontology annotation, biological process: vacuolar proton-transporting V-type ATPase complex assembly. Gene Ontology annotation, cellular component: endomembrane system. The record is from RefSeq and is a predicted model, not a curated record. Lineage: Eukaryota; Metazoa; Chordata; Aves; Apodiformes; Apodidae. The transcript is spliced from 6 exons. Bases 101 to 682 code for a protein of 193 amino acids.